ACACUGCCAAUGCUCUUAACUCCUGACCUACUAACACAGAUCCAUGAGUCAGGAGGCACAUUGGUGAAAGGAAAAAAAAUCGGAAGAGAACGUGGUUUUCUCCUCUUUGUAAAAUGUAGUCGACCCAAAUAUUUUCUCACGUUUGGGAGGGUAAACACCCCGGUGAUGUCUGACGUCUUCGUUAAGGACAACGUCUGUAAUAUCACCAGCCAAUUUCAACUAGCGACAAGGUACAGUAAGAACAUUUUGUGAUGAGCAGUGGAUUGUCCCUCAUGGAAGAUAUCAUUAGGUGAAAGCAUGAUGAGGAACAGUUAAAUACUUCAGAGGUUACUGUCACAAAUAUGCAGUCAGUUAAGCAAGAAAUUGACUCCGGUGAGCCCUAUAGUGGAGAUGAUGCCCUGCUACUGGCUGUGGCCUUACAAGGCACAAACCGGGACUUGAUAGGUAAUGUCUCUGCUCUACCCUUCAUCGCUAAAACUACUUGUCGCAGAAAAAGGGAGUUUAUCCCAGAGGAGAAGAAAGACACCAUUUAUUGGGAGAGACGCCGCAAAAACAAUGAAGCGGCGAAACGCUCAAGGGAGAAGCGCCGUAUAAAUGACAUGGUGCUCGAGAACAAGCUGAUGGCCCUGGGAGAGGAAAACGCCUCCCUCAAAGCCGAACUGUUGUCACUGAAACAAAAGUUUGGCCUUUUAAGCCCAGCAGCAUACACCCAAGAACUUAAGAAGUUAUCGAGCCACAAGAGUGCCCGUCUAUAUCAGCAAUUCGUCACAGCCAGUGUUGACCAAGGCUCCUCCAGCAAGGAAACGCAGCCUCAUCACCUGCGCAGUAGUUGCAUUUCCGUCAUCAAACAUUCACCAAAUAUAUCCAAGGCAUGUGCUCCAACUCAGGAUAGUUUAAGUAUGCCCAGAACCACAGAGGUCAAACGGGAACCAGCGGAGAAUGGCGUCUUUCCACCAGAGAGAAGUAGUCCCUAUGAACUCUUUAGGAACUACAUGGCCAGCCCGAUGUCGAGAAUCUACACCCAACCAGCUCAGUUCUUACAGAUCACCAGGUCAUCCAGUAACUCUCCCAGGAGCUCAGAUGACGGUGCUGUGAGCAAAUCAUCAGAUGGCGAGGAUGAACAGCAGGUCCCCAAAGGGUUGACGCCGUCAGCAGCUGACCCAAGAAGCGUUAUUGUAUCCACACACAAAGUGCCCGAGGCCAGUUCUUCAGCGCUGCCUCAUAAAUUGCGAAUCAAAGCCAAAACCAUCCAAAUCAAAGUCGAAGCCAUCGACCCAGAGUACGACUCGUCGAGAAAGUUCUCCUCACCGGUCAACGGAUGCUUCCAGGCCUCCUGGGACACUUCGGAGUGCUCUCAGUCCUUGCCGUGCCCUUUGUCAGAACAGGUCACCGCCAUGCAGGACUGGACCCAGCCAUCGGAGCAGUGGCAUAAAAUCAGCACAAAAACACUUCAGCACAGCUGCUUGAGUAGCAGGCAAAACCAUAACGUCUCAGACUUCCCGACUGUGGAUGUAAACCAGCCAUCCUAUGCACACUCGGACGGUGAGGAGCGCAAAAGUUGCCCCUCUGAACAAACACAGCACUUCACGGCAAGGGGCUGGAAUGAAACCAAGUGAAGCAUCCGCUCAUCACAAUGAGUCCCUCUUGCUAGCUCGUCUGCCUGAAGAACCCUCAGAUGAUUUGUAUCUUCACUUAUUUGGUAUUACACUUGUGUGGUUGAUGUUUGGCUUUGGAGCAACUUCUUGGUCACUGUAUAUUUUCAAAAUAAAAGAUUUUGCAAUUCUAGUAUACGGUGGUAAUUUGGUAAGCACAAAAACAAAGCCUCAUGUUUAGGAAGAUUAUCUCUACUUAAAAUAGAAAUGCAAAUAUAAUUUCACAUCGCUGAUGGGACUGAAAAGUGACUUCUUAAAUUGUUGUUUUUUUUAUUUAUUUUAUUUACUCAUCAUUACCAAAUGUGUCUGUUUUCCUCUGUUGCUCUAACAGUAUAUAGUUGUUCACGUAAAACUACAGAACUGACAAUUAUGAAAAAUUGUCCUUUUCAGAAAUAUUAAAAGUAAAUUUUUUGGGGGGCGGUGGGGUGAAUCACCUUUCAAUGCAUUGUUGAACAUACUGCACUCAAACUUUGAAAAUGGGCUCACAUUUUCAAAAAAAUGGUCACAAAUGAGAGAUGCAAUUCUGUCUGUAAUAAACUGGUUAUUUAAAAAUUGCAAAAGUUGUUCAAAAAUGUUCAUAUGUGUUGGAUUACCACCUGUUUGUGUCACAUGUCACUAUGUUCUAUAGAUGCUGAUUUUGUAGUUUUCCUAUAUAGUCAAUGCAGUUUACACUGAAUAAGGUCAUUUACAAAUUAUGUUUGGUAAUAAUCUGGAUUUUAUCGAACAAAACAACCAUGGUAAAAACAAUGUUUGUAUUAUAAAGGUACUCAAAAUAGUGUUCCAAAUGACUAUGCAGUUACCACAAAUGAAAUGGGUGAAAGAAAUGUCAUUUCUGUCACAACCGUAAUUUAAAAAAAAAAUCAUGCAUGAAUGAUAUUUCACCCCUAAACAUCUUGACUGACCAACGUUCAUGUUAAUUUAAACCCUCUUCAAUCUCACCCAAGCAACUCUCUCAUCCAUUGAACUUUGGAGUCUCUGUUUGGAGGGAUACUGCUGUCCACUCUUAUAGAUCGUUUUGGGAUUGGUUUCACAGGUACUCAAUAGGGUUUAGGUCAAAGGUGGUGUCCACACCAUGAAUUUUAUCCCUUGACAUACCAUGUGGUAUUGAGUGAAUUGUUUUGCAUGAAUGACCGUGGCAGAAAAUUCCUCGGUCAGUUUGACUACUCGAGGCCACACAAGUGGCCAAGCAUGUUACUCCCAUCUUGAAAUUUACUCCACAGAGUCCUUGCUGACAUCGCAACCUUGUUUGGAUAUUGUCACCUUUGAAGAAUUCCAUUCAUCGGGAUCAUACAAAAUAGCAUAGAAUUGAUCAGUUUUAAAAGUAGUCUCAGGAUACAGUAUGUCUGUGAAUAUUUUCAUUCAUCUAGGUCAUUUCGUUCUUAUGGUAUUUAAUGGAUCACUAAUGCCGAAAAAUUCAAUGAUCUGAGAAACAAAUUAACAUUCUGUUGGUGAUGUUGAAAUCUCCAGUAGUCUCGUUACUCUUUGCAAGGCAAUGGGCUACUCCACAAGUCACUUCAGCAGAAUAGCCUUUUGCCCUCAUUACGCAUUAAUAAAUAACUUAAGUUUCAAUGCUCUUAUGUCAUUUUCUCUAGCUUAUUUUUAGUUGGGAAAACAAAUGAUCGAACUUGUCUGAUGACGAUAUCAGUAAUGGAUCUAGAAAGACUUGAUGUGCUUCAGCAGGAAAAACUAAUGGCUCUUGUAUGCGUUAUAAUUUGGAAUAUGUACAGUGAAUGUAUGGCGCUUUAAUUUUCCUUGUAGCACCUAUAUAACCUGUUGCUCCUGUUGUUGUCAUCGUCUUUUUAACCACCAUUGUCCUUUAGAUUUUACAAGUAUGUAAAAGUUGUAUCCCUGCUACCAUAACCGAUGGCAGUUUGGCAAAUGUUGCCCAAGUUUUGAACUGGCCGGUUUGCCUUAACGCUAGAAUUCAGAAAGGUGAUUAUGAUUACUGUGAUGUGGCCAUUGUAUGUCCGAAAACAUUUGGCUAGAUUUGUAUUGUUUGGAGACACUCAUAACAGUAUGUAAACCUCUGCUUGGAAUGUUUAUCAGGUAAUGUAAGAUUUUGGACAAGAGGGUAAAGUAUUUAGCACUUUAAUAAAUUGGUAGCCACAUUUCCAAUCUGAGAUUUGACAGGAUUGUCACAUUUUAUACAGAUUGUGUACAGCACCUCAGUUCAAAAUACCUUAAUGUAUGUAUGAGGAAUAAAUUCAUUGCACUGA
Molecule: messenger RNA, 3868 nt
Organism: Hippocampus zosterae (dwarf seahorse)
Lineage: Eukaryota; Metazoa; Chordata; Actinopteri; Syngnathiformes; Syngnathidae
Gene: nfil3
Product: nuclear factor, interleukin 3 regulated
Exons: 2
Coding region: 342-1616 (424 amino acids)
Biological process (GO): regulation of DNA-templated transcription; DNA-templated transcription; circadian rhythm
Cellular component (GO): nucleus
Molecular function (GO): DNA binding; DNA-binding transcription factor activity
Source: RefSeq, a predicted model, not a curated record